Molecule: messenger RNA, 1262 nt
Organism: Microbotryum saponariae
Lineage: Eukaryota; Fungi; Basidiomycota; Microbotryomycetes; Microbotryales; Microbotryaceae
Source: the annotation of a GenBank genome assembly
AUGUGCACCGUUCGUCAAUCUGUCCACAUCCUGGUCCGUCCACCCGGCCGUCGCCUGCCCUGUCUGCAGGUCACCGCACCACUUCGCCUACCUGCGCCCGCCUUCGCACGCUGCCGACUUUCCUGACUCCGCAGCCUUGCCAACGCACCUUUCAACAUCCGUCCGGCCGUCGCCUGCUGAGCCUGCACGUCACCGCCCCCUGUCCGCCGAUCCGCGCCGGCCUGUUCAACUCACGCCCGCGCGCCGCCGCCUCCACGCCGGGACUCUGGCUAUCUGCCCUCCAGUCUUGCUGAGCCAAUGCCUCCACUUAGUCACCAGCAGCUUGCCGCCGCCGUCCUCAUGUUCCAUCGGCCAUCAAGAGUAUCGCCCAUGCAUGACGCCCGCCGUUCGCAACCUGAGUCUCGUCGCUAUGGACUCCCUCGCUCAUCAACACUCGACAUUGCAGAUAGGUUUCCCCUCGUGUCCGCUGUCCAACACAGCCCCUCUCAGAGCCUCGAUGGCCCGCUUGGAGUUCGGUUCUGUAGCUUCGCAAUGUGCCCGCCCGGUUCUCAGACCCGCUGUGCGCUCCCCUGCUAGAACCUCGCCCGACUCGCGCGCUCUCGCGCCUCUCUCCCUCUUCUCUAUCGUUUCGUCUCACCAUUCAGAUUGCUGAGAUUCGCUAGAGAACAGGUCCGUUGUAAUCACAUCAUCGUUUCGUCUCACCAUUCAGAUUGCUGAGAUUCGCUAGAGAACAGAUCGCUCGGCUGCGCCGCGGCUGCCUCUCCAGGCCGCGUCUUCACCGCCUCGCGACUUCUCGACCGGGGAGCACUUUGCUACGUCGUCCUGCCUCGCAACCUCCCGAAACGAUCCGGUCCGUGCCGCCUCACGAUUCUCCAGCGACCCCCCGGUCCCAACUUAACAAUUUUCACCUCGGCGCCUUCGCCUUCGCAGCCAAGCCGUCGCCCUCCUGCCUCGCGCCGGCCUGCUCAACUCACGCCCGCGCGCCGCCGCCUCCACGCCGGGACUCUGGCUAUCUGCCCUCCAGUCUUGCUGAGCCAAUGCCUCCACUUAGUCACCAGCAGCUUGCCGCCGCCGUCCUCAUGUUCCAUCGGCCAUCAAGAGUAUCGCCCAUGCAUGACGCCCGCCGUUCGCAACCUGAGUCUCGUCGCUAUGGACUCCCUCACUCACCAACACUCGACAUCGUAGAUAGGUUUCCCCUCGUGGCCGUUGUCCAACACGACCCCUCUCAGCACCCGAAUGACCCACUUGGAGUUUGCCCUUGA